AUGAAAAACUAUACAAUAACAACUUUUAUACUACUGGGACUGACAGAUGACCCUCAGAUGCAGGUUUUGAUUUUUAUCUUUAUAUUUUUCACCUACAUGUUGAGCGUAACUGGAAACAUGAUCAUCAUCAUACUCACUUUUGUGGAUACCCAUCUUAAAACCCCCAUGUACUUUUUUUUACAGAACUUCUCCUUCUUGGAGAUUUCAUUCACCUCAGCCUGCAUUCCCAGAUACUUGCAUAACAUAGCAACAGGUGACAAUGUAAUUACCUAUAAUGCAUGUGUCAUCCAAGUAUUUUUAACUGACCUCUUUGCAGUAACAGAAUUUUUCCUUCUGGCUGCUAUGUCCUAUGACCGUUAUGUGGCCAUCUGCAAACCCCUGUAUUAUGUGACCAUUAUGAGCAGUAGAGUCUGCAAGAGACUUGUGUUAUGCUGUUGGUUAGCUGGAUUGUUGAUCAUAAUCUCUCCACUUAGUCUGGGAUUAAAUCUGAAAUUCUGUGACUCAAACGUUGUUGAUCACUUUCUCUGUGAUGCCUCUCCUCUCCUGAAGAUCUCAUGUUCAGACCCAAGGUUCAUGGAGCAAACUGUUUUAAUCUGUGCUGCACUGACUCUCAUCUUGACCCUUCUGGGUGUAGUUCUUUCCUACACUUAUAUCAUCAAGACAAUUUUAGGGUUUCCAUCUGCCCAGCAAAGGAAAAAGGCCUUUUCCACCUGUUCUUCACACAUGAUUGUGGUUUCUAUCACCUAUGGAACAUGCAUGUUCAUCUAUAUGAAUCCUACAGCAAAGGAAGAAGUGACCAUUAAUAAAGUAGUUUCACUCCUCAUUUCUUCUAUUUCACCUAUGUUAAACCCAUUUAUCUACACCCUGAGAAAUAAGCAAGUGAAAUAUGCUUUCAAGGACUUAAUCAAAACCAUUGCAGCAUUCUUAAAGAGGUAA
This is a messenger RNA of Orycteropus afer afer, 936 nucleotides long. Its product is annotated as olfactory receptor 6C2-like. Gene Ontology annotation, molecular function: olfactory receptor activity; G protein-coupled receptor activity. The record is from RefSeq and is a predicted model, not a curated record. Gene Ontology annotation, biological process: G protein-coupled receptor signaling pathway. NCBI's taxonomy places the organism in Eukaryota, Metazoa, Chordata, Mammalia, Tubulidentata, Orycteropodidae. Gene Ontology annotation, cellular component: membrane.